AUGUCGUCGGCCGCCGACAAACCGGCCCGGCCAAAGAGCAUUCUACAGGCCCACAUGAAGCGACCUCGCGAGGCGGAGCCGCCGCACAUUGGCCUCAUCCGUUGGUUGCGCUCGCGCGGCGCGGACCUGGACGGCCUCGAGAUUCGCGAGUCGCCUGGAGGCGGCCUCGGCGUCUUUGCGACACGGCCGUUCGAGCCAGGUGCUGCAAUCGGCCUGCUCCCGAGUGCCGCAAUCAUCGACCCGGUCGCCGUGCUCCAUAGUGACGACGUGGCACGCGCCGCGCUGGCGCAGGGCGGCAGCGAGCCUUUCGCCUUUUGGCUCGCCCUCGCCUCGAUGGCGCAGCAGGAGAGCUGCGGCCAUCGUGAGUACCUCGCAGCGCUCCCGCGCGAGGCGCCGGACCCGACGGGCUGGCCGGCCGCGCAACGGCAGCUGCUGGCCGGGACGCCGCUCGCCGCGCAGGUGGAGGCCCAGCGGCGCCUCCUCGCAGAUGAGUUCGCACGCGUCGCUCCCACGGCCGCGCCGCGCGUGCCGUUUGACGUCGACGGCGCAGCCCUCUUCCCAUCCUUCCUCUGGGCGCGGGGUGUGCAUAUGAGCCGCUGCUUCCCGCGCGCGCUCGUCGACGCGGCGGCGCUGCCGCUGCCGCACGAGGUGCUCGCUUCCAGCACGGUCGACGCACCGCUGAGGGUCGAGCUCGCGGGCACGCUUGGCUGCCUGCUUCCGCUGUACGACAUGAUGGAGCACCGGUUUGCCGUGGCGCCGGGCGAGGCGCUGCACAACAACUACGGGCCAAAGGGCAACGGCGAGCUCCUCUUCACGUACGGCUUCGCGUCGGCAGAGAACCCGCUCGACUCGGUGGAGGGCAUCGUUGUCGGCUGCCGCAAGGGGAGCGGGCGCGCCGCCGACGAGCUCCACGCGGCGCGGCUACAGUGCCUCGCGGAGCAUGGCGUGAUCGGGAUGGACGACCCUCUCGCAGGCCCGUGCCUCUCCCUCGACGAGCUCGACCUCCUCCGCGCCUCGCUCGAGGCGAGGCUGCGCAGCCUGCCGUCGAGCGAGGCCGCCGACGCCGCCGAGGCGGCGCAGUUCUCGCGCGAGGGCUACUGCGCCGCCUAUCGCGCCGGGCAGAGGCGCGUGCUGCGCGCGGCGCUCGCCGAGGUCGCCGUGCUGGAGGGCAUCCUUGUCGUGAUGUGUGACCUGACGGCUGACGCGUGA
Messenger RNA from Emiliania huxleyi CCMP1516, 1209 nucleotides. RefSeq lists its product as hypothetical. The record is from RefSeq and is a predicted model, not a curated record. Bases 1 to 1209 code for a protein of 402 amino acids. The transcript is spliced from 5 exons. NCBI's taxonomy places the organism in Eukaryota, Haptophyta, Isochrysidales, Noelaerhabdaceae.